Plectropomus leopardus (leopard coralgrouper) is the source of this 3606-nucleotide messenger RNA. RefSeq names its product ras-related protein Rab-8A. Lineage: Eukaryota; Metazoa; Chordata; Actinopteri; Perciformes; Serranidae. The record is from RefSeq and is a predicted model, not a curated record. Gene Ontology annotation, molecular function: GTP binding; GTPase activity.
UCUCCACAACGGGCGGGAUAUCCGUAGUAGUAAGCUAGCUAAUAACAUGGCGAAGACUUACGAUUACUUGUUUAAACUACUUUUAAUCGGCGAUUCGGGCGUCGGAAAGACCUGUGUGCUAUUCAGAUUUUCAGAAGAUGCCUUCAACUCAACGUUUAUCUCAACUAUAGGUAUUGAUUUCAAGAUCAGAACAAUAGAAUUAGACGGAAAGAAGAUCAAGCUACAGAUAUGGGACACAGCAGGACAAGAGAGGUUCAGGACCAUCACGACAGCCUACUACAGAGGAGCAAUGGGUAUCAUGUUAGUGUACGACAUUACCAACGAGAAGUCCUUCGACAACAUCAAGAACUGGAUACGGAAUAUAGAAGAGCAUGCCUCAGCAGAUGUGGAAAGGAUGGUCCUCGGGAACAAAUGUGACGUCAAUGACAAGCGACAGGUGUCCAAAGAAAGAGGAGAGAAGCUGGCACUGGAGUAUGGUAUCAAGUUCAUGGAGACCAGUGCAAAGGCAAACAUCAACGUUGAGAACGCCUUCUUAACCCUCGCCAGAGACAUCAAAGCAAAAAUGGACAAGAAGCUGGAGGGCAACAACCCACAGGGCAGCAGUCAAGGAGUAAAGAUUACAGAACAACCCAAGAAGAGCAGUUUCUUCCGCUGCACGCUCCUGUGAGGAGACGGGAGCGUCGGCAUCCACCAUCGCCUUAACUGUGUCCCCCACUGGACAGAACUGGACAGAGCACACUCUGAUCUUCUCUUUUACUUUUCUUCAUGUGUCUUCCUCCCGCUCGUUCUCUCUGUUAUCGCUCUCUUUGUUCCCUUGACAACUGUGAAUCUAACUCCUGUGGCCUCUUGGAUGCUAAAUCUGACUUCUUUUUAUGGUUGCUCAUCAGAUUGACAGUUACAACUUCCUUAGAUUUUAUUGACUUUAAAAAAUGAUCAAACCUUUACUUCUCACAGAAAUGUCUCGUUCCUAGAUGGUUUCUUUCACCUGUUUUUCGUUUCACUUGGUGAAUUCUUAUUUAUUUGAUCCUUAAAACUAAAAUUAGCCCAAAUUAUAAUACCAGAACAGACUUCUUUCUCCGGUGGGCUUCCUAAUUUUGAAUUUGCUCCAUCUGUCGAAUAACACGACGUAUUUAUCCAAACUGAUGAGAGUACAAUCUGAACUAAUAUACCACAUUUGUGUACUGAUUGGGUGGCCUAGACUUUUAUAUAUCAACAUUAGGUAAACGCGACAUGUAAAUAUAUAUCAUUGAUUAUGGUUCAUUGUAUGAAACAGUAGUGCCAGCGCAUUUUACUCAUAUCAACAUUGAGUGCUCCAGGGAUGACGUUUUUCUGUUUUCCGACAUGGAAGUUAGCGUCUCCCUGGUUCCUUCGUCAGAAAGCCUUUGAGAUUUUGCCAUUGGAUUUUGGAUUGUUGCAGAAAAUAAGCUCUGUGGCAAACAAACAUUUAUGAUACCACAAAUGAACACCACUUUAGGAGUUUUUUUAUCAGCAGUAUUGUCCAGAGAGGUCUCUUCUUCUCCAAAAUAAAUGGACGCAGUGAUUUAAAUAAGUAAAAACAUAGAAUAAGAAAGUUUCAUGUUUAAAAAAAAAAAAAAAAAGUAUUUUUCCAACAAUGCUCUUUGCAGACAGGCUGCUGACUACAGCGGCUGAGGCAACACACACAUGGCCUUAUCUAAAGCCAGUGUUUCAUUUGUCCAUUCCAGGCUACUGUAGAAACCUGGCGGUGCAACAUGGCGUACUCUAUGGAAGAGGUCUCGUCCCCUAUGGAGAUAUUGAUGGCUCAUUUUAAAGUAACAAAAACGCAAUUCUUAUUUUAAGGUGAUAAUACACUAAAGAGAACAUAUUUAUUAUAUUAUGUUCCAUCUCUGCCAAGAUAAAUUCCACACACACCGCAGAAGUCUUUUCAGCUUGUCUUAACCACAGACCUUAUUUCAGGCAUUUAACCGAAAUACCCAUCAACUUUGAGAUGAGGAAACUGGGAGUCCCUAAUGCCAACAAAUUUCCAGUUUUAAGGAAUCAUUCCUGGGGCACUCUGUUGAGGUUUACAUGUCCUCUGACCACCUUUUCCACUUAUGUCUUUAUCUUAAUUUCUUAGGCUGAAACAUUCCUCUUGUGAACACUUUAAUGUGCAAUGUAGUGUGUAUUUGGGGCCCAGAUUUAAGUAUUCACGUUUGCAGUCAGACUGGGUUCUUGACAAAGUAUGCUUGAUUUAAGGGCACACAGAUUCCUCUGUAGUUGCUUGCCUCAUAGUUUUUGCUGUUGCGAUUUCUGUGGCUCAGAUUAGAUGUGAUUGGUGUGAGGUUCAUUUGAUGCACUUCGACUGGUGGAUUAGCAAUACCUGACUCUUGACACCUGGAGGCAAUACAGUUACACCACCGUGGCACCGAAGGAACCGCAGUGAUGAUGAAAUCAUUGUUUUAUGAUCCGUACUUCUUCCUGUUGUCAGUUCCGAUGGGGGAACAUGUACACAACUGUUUUCUGGGCCUUGGAUAGGGGCUGUGUAGCAGUAUUUAUGGAGUGAAACAAGACAUAGCACCAAAAUGACAAAGUGCCCUUUUAUGUUCUUAUUGAUUAUUAUGCACUUUUUCCUUUGUUCUUUCUGUAAAAAAAAGUUCUUAACAUUUGUUGACUGUGUUUGUUGCAAGUCUUAACUGAAAGCAAAGAAUAUACAUGCACAAGUUUUCCAUGUACCCCGUCUGGGCUUCCUAAAAACAUCUGAGCACUGAAACCUUGUCUUUGACAAAAAAAAAAAAAAUACAGAAGGCCUUUGGUUUAGAGAUGUUUUUCCUCUAUAGUAACAUUCCUAUUUCACUUUUUUUUUUUUGCUUUUUAUGCAUCUCUGUUGAUGCUUUUGGGAACCCCAGAUGCACCCAACCUUACCCAGCUCUCUUGUUUCCUCUUCUCUCCAGAUAUCCCUCGCCUUGUUUUUGGCUCAGUAUCAUGGCCAUCUGAACUAUGCAUUCUGGGUGCGUAGAAAACCUCAAAAAGCUUUGCACAUUUGACUUGACAAGCUUUAUUUGAGAUUAGAAAUGUGCAAAGGAUCCUUGCUGUUUUAUUUUCUGCUGUCACUCCAAAUUCUGUUGUGUUUGAGCUGUUGGGGCGUAACAAUAGGAAAUUGAUAAUGAAAAUCACGUCUGACAUUGUUCAGUGAGAGCAAAUCAUUUCUAGAGGUGCUAAGGAGUCAUUGAAUUAAAUAUGUAACUUUAACCUGUGGAUUUAAAUCAUUGUCGUUAACAUGGUUGGACUUAUGGCACAAUUUUGUCUCUCACAGAUUAAAUUCGUGGCUUGGUAAAAUGCAGAUUUUGGACUUGGGUUUGGCCUAAAUUUCACCUGUAAAAUGAGCUCCGUAGUUCUUUUGAUUGGAGUCGUUUGUAAUCCUCGCCAACUAUAAAUUUGCCAGGUGUUUGUUAACAUAUCUUUAGCAUUCCCACUUGAAUUCGGAUUCCAUCGCUGAUUAUUGAUGCAUUUCACGGGAAUAAAUAAAAUAAUUCAGCAGUUGUAAAUAAAAUCUACAAUGAUUGUACUGAAGGUUCAUAAAUCUUAUUGAUCUACACAUUUUGUAGAUAUGUGUUUUGAUGAUUUAUUAAAAAUGAGAUUCUUAAAAAA